Molecule: messenger RNA, 1602 nt
Organism: Eucalyptus grandis
Lineage: Eukaryota; Viridiplantae; Streptophyta; Magnoliopsida; Myrtales; Myrtaceae
Product: tyrosine N-monooxygenase-like
Exons: 2
Coding region: 7-1602 (531 amino acids)
Molecular function (GO): oxidoreductase activity, acting on paired donors, with incorporation or reduction of molecular oxygen; heme binding; monooxygenase activity
Source: RefSeq, a predicted model, not a curated record
GCCACAAUGAGCUCCGCCACCCUGGCCACCAUUAACGCCCUACUUCUCUUGGCACUCGUCGCUUUAUACAGCAUUGUGAAACAGCAGCUUUGUCGCAAAACCUUCAGAAAAGACAAAAAUCCACUCCCACUCCCUCCAGGCCCCACCCCAUGGCCCGUGGUUGGUUGUGCCCCGGGUAUGCUUCGUAACAAGCCCGUGUUCCGGUGGAUCCAUCGCCUGAUGAAGGAAAUGAACACCGACAUAGCGUGCAUCCGUCUGGGGAGCACGCACGUCAUUCCCGUGACCAGUCCAACAAUCGCCCAAGAAUUCCUCAGGAAACAGGACUCAUCAUUCGCCUCAAGGCCAGUUACGAUGGCGUCCGGCACAUUGAGCCGUGGCUACUUGACAGCAGCCCUCUCACCCUAUGGGGAGCAAUGGAAGAAGAUGAGGCGGGUCUUGGUGUCGGAGGUAGUAUGCCCGGCUCGGCACAAGUGGCUCCAUGACAAGAGAGUGGGGGAAGCCGAUAACCUAGUGAAGUAUGUCUUUAACCUAUGCAAAACCUCAGGUCAUCAAGUGAACUUGAGAACCACUACGAGGCACUAUUCUGGGAAUGUGAUAAGAAGGUUGAUGUUCAGCAAGAGAUACUUUGGCCAGGGAAGGCAAGAUGGAGGACCAACCAUUGAUGAAGAACAACAUGUGGACGCACUAUUCAAUGCACUAAACUAUCUCUAUGCAUUUUGUGUUUCCGAUUACUUUCCAUUCUUGAAGGGGCUUGACCUUGAUGGGCAUGAGAAGGAAGUAGAAGAGAGUGCGAGGACUCUUAGGACAUUGCAUGAACCCAUAAUAAGCGAGAGGAUCAAACGAUGGAGGGACGAUUUGAGCUCCGAGAGAAAUGAAAAAGAGCCUCAAGACUUAUUGGACGUUCUAAUUAUGCUUAAAGACUCAAAAGGGAUGCCAGUGCUGGCGCCACAAGAAGUUCGAGCGCUGACCACGGAGAUUAUGAUGGCCGCGGUGGACAAUCCGUCAAACGCUGUCGAAUGGGCAAUGGCGGAGAUGAUAAAUCAGCCUGAGCUCAUUCACAAAGCCACGGAAGAAAUCGAUAGGGUUGUGGGAAAGGAGAGAUUAGUCCAAGAAUCCGAUAUCGGAGAUCUUAACUACAUCAAAGCAUGUGCUAGGGAAGCUUUUAGGCUCCACCCAGUGGCGCCCUUCAAUGUUCCCCACGUAGCCAUGUCGGACACCGUUGUGGCUGGCUACCGCAUCCCCAAGGGCAGCCACAUCCUUUUGAGCCGCGUCGGCCUCGGUAGAAACCCCGAGAUUUGGGACGAACCCCUCAAGUUCAAGCCGGACCGACACAUUAUGAGGGACCAAGCGGAGGUCGUACUCAAAGAACCUGACCUGCGCUUCAUAUCUUUCAGUACUGGCCGCCGUGGGUGCAUUGCCGCCACGCUUGGUACGACAAUGACCGUGAUGCUCCUCGCCAGGCUAAUCCAAGGGUUUAAUUGGAGUAAACCCUCCAAUUUGUCGAGCAUCAACCUCGCCGAGUCAAGGGAUGACCUAUCCCUCGCCAAACCAUUAGUAGCUCAAGCGGAGCCGCGCUUGCCAAGUCAUCUCUACCUUGCUUAG